AUGUACAUCCGGCUGGUCAUAGAAGUGCAGCAGUUGUUCGUUGAUUCAGAGACCAUUCCGAAGCUGACACUUACAAUGAUGAAUGGACGCGCGGUCCGUUCUAUGCUCAUUCGGAACUAUCGAGCGGAUAACGGAUCUGUUGAGCAUAUGCCUCGGCCGAUACAAUUCGAUGAAAGUUCCGAGGAGUAUCGCUGUCUAUGCAACUGUUUCCAUGUGAAGAUUGGAGCGUAUCUCAUCGGAGCUGUUCAUGUUUUUAUGAUUUUAUUCUUCCUUAUUCAUUCCCUUCUUGUCUACUUUCAACACAGUGGAAGAUUACAGGACGCGCGAGGAGUGAAAGAGAAUUAUGUAUUCGCGUCUUUUCUUGUUGAAAUGAUAGGAUUAGCCGUUGGAUCUCUCGCCGUUUUUUUUCUUUUUGUUGGUCUCUCGAAAAAUCGAGCGUUGUUGCUCGUUCCUCAUUUGGCUGUUCAGGUUGCAGCAGUUAUUUCUUUUGCGUUAGUGUUGGUUAGCGGGAUGAUAGCUAUUACGACUGACUCAGCUGUUUUCUACCGUCUCAUAAAUGCUGCUCCAUUUAUGGAACAUCCAAGCCACAAUACUGUGGCUCUAGACACAGGCACGAUGAUACGCAUCUAUUCAAUUCUCGUGGUGUAUGCUGUAUCGCUUAUAUUAGAGUUUUGGUUCGUUACUGUCGUUUACAACUGCAACCGAUAUCUUGAUGAACGAUGUACCUAUAUGAAGUACUGCCUAGCGUUUAGUACACCGAUGAAAACUCUUUCGGCCAAAUGA
Necator americanus (New World hookworm) is the source of this 783-nucleotide messenger RNA. RefSeq lists its product as uncharacterized. NCBI's taxonomy places the organism in Eukaryota, Metazoa, Nematoda, Chromadorea, Rhabditida, Ancylostomatidae. Gene Ontology annotation, cellular component: lysosomal membrane. The transcript is spliced from 6 exons. The record is from RefSeq and is a predicted model, not a curated record. Bases 1 to 783 code for a protein of 260 amino acids.